Dendrobium catenatum is the source of this 1251-nucleotide messenger RNA. RefSeq names its product NAC domain-containing protein 21/22. Gene Ontology annotation, molecular function: DNA binding. The record is from RefSeq and is a predicted model, not a curated record. NCBI's taxonomy places the organism in Eukaryota, Viridiplantae, Streptophyta, Magnoliopsida, Asparagales, Orchidaceae. Gene Ontology annotation, biological process: regulation of DNA-templated transcription.
ACCCCCUCUUCGCGUCUCGUCACCGCUUCCCUCCCCCCUCUCUCUUCUUCUCUUCUCCUCCUCUCUUCUCUCAUUAGAAACAUGAGUGUUUUGAGCAUGAUGGAGGCAAGGCUUCCUCCAGGCUUUCGGUUUCAUCCACGAGAUGACGAGCUAGUGUGUGACUACCUUGAAAAGAAGCUUUCUGGCGGAGCCGACAAUGGAAGUUCUUAUCAGAGCCGUCUGAUGAUGAUCGACGUCGAUCUCAACAAGUGUGAGCCGUGGGAUCUUCCAGAGAUGGCAUGUGUGGGUGGAAAGGAGUGGUACUUCUUCACCCUUCGUGAUCGAAAGUAUGCCACAGGACAACGUACCAAUCGAGCAACUGAAUCUGGCUAUUGGAAGGCAACUGGAAAAGAUCGGCCUGUGAUAAGGAAGGAAGUUCUUGUUGGAAUGAGGAAAACCUUAGUGUUCUACGAAGGAAGAGCUCCUAAAGGGAAGAAAACUGAUUGGGUCAUGCAUGAGUUCAGAACUGAGACAACUACAACAGAUUCAACAAAAAUAUCUAUCAGAGAGGACUGGGCCUUAUGUAGAGUGUUCUUCAAGAGCAGAAGCACAGUUCCAAAUCUGACAGCCACGACUUCCAUGAAUCCCUUCCAUGGCUAUGACCACAAUGCCUCUUCUUCCCUCCCUCCUCUAAUGGAUACAUACUUCACAUUUGAUCAUCCUGUUGGCAAUCACAGUCAGACCCAUAUGAGUAAUUUGCAGGUGCUUCAUCCUGAGCUGCAGGUGCCCUGCUUCUCCAACUCUCUUCCCGGCCCCACCGCCGCCGCCAUUUCCCAUCAACCGGCCCCGUACCGCUCCACCUCGCAGCCGACAUGGCCCCCUGCGAUGAACCCUAAUUGUGACAGAAAGAUGAUAAAGGCCGUGCUCAGCCAGCUCACCAUGUUGGAGGGAGGACAGAAGAGAGAGGCUUCUAUGAGUUCAGGAGAUGGGGCAGUGGAGAGCUACUUGAGCACAGAAGCUGGCUUACACUCACAGAAUAUAUGGUAGGCUUUGUUUGAUUUUAUAUGAGAGAUUAUAUAUGUUGAUGUGUUUUAAUUAAAUACCUAAAUUUAAUUUUUUUAGGAUCCUAGCUAUUGAGCAAUCAAGCCUGUACAAAUUAUAGCAUAAACAUGGAUGAAUAUGUAAAUAGAAUUAAUACACACCAGGAUAUAUUUGCAAUUCUGAGAUUGAUAUAUUAUGUUUAAAAGAAGUAAUGUUUGCCUUUAUUUCUUC